Molecule: messenger RNA, 2066 nt
Organism: Hyaena hyaena (striped hyena)
Lineage: Eukaryota; Metazoa; Chordata; Mammalia; Carnivora; Hyaenidae
Gene: FUCA1
Product: alpha-L-fucosidase 1
Exons: 8
Coding region: 39-1427 (462 amino acids)
Biological process (GO): glycoside catabolic process; fucose metabolic process
Cellular component (GO): lysosome
Molecular function (GO): alpha-L-fucosidase activity
Source: RefSeq, a predicted model, not a curated record
GAAGAGGCUCUGAGGCAGCAGCGACUCAGUUCUCGGAGAUGAGGUCGGGGGCGGUGGGCACCCGGCUGGUGGUGCUGCUGCUGCUGGUGCUGCUCCGGGCCGCAUGUGUGCGCGGGGGCCCACAUCGGCGCCGCUACACCCCAGACUGGGAGAGUCUGGACUCCCGGCCGCUGCCGGAGUGGUUCGACAAGGCCAAGUUCGGGGUGUUCGUGCACUGGGGCGUGUUCUCGGUGCCGGCCUGGGGCAGCGAGUGGUUCUGGUGGCACUGGAAGGGCGAGGGGCUGCCGCAGUACAAGCAGUUCAUGAGCGACAACUACCCGCCCGGCUUCAGCUACGCCGACUUCGGGCCGCAGUUCACCGCGCGCUUCUUCCACCCGGACACCUGGGCCGAUCUCUUCCAGGCGGCCGGGGCCAAAUACGUAGUCUUGACAACAAAGCAUCACGAAGGCUUCACUAACUGGCCGAGUCCUGUGUCUUGGAACUGGAACUCCGAGGAUGUGGGUCCCCACCGCGAUUUGGUUGGUGAGUUGGGAAAAGCUGUCAGGAAGCGGAACAUACGUUAUGGACUUUAUCACUCGCUUUUAGAAUGGUUCCACCCACUCUACUUACUUGAUAAGAAAAAUGGCUUCAAAACACAGCAUUUUGUCCGUGCAAAAACAAUGCCAGAACUGUAUGACCUUGUUUACAGGUAUGAACCUGACUUGAUUUGGUCUGAUGGAGAGUGGGAAUGUCCUGAUACUUACUGGAAUUCUACAGAGUUUCUUUCUUGGCUCUACAAUGAUAGUCCGGUCAAGGACAAGAUAGUGGUAAAUGACCGGUGGGGUCAGAACUGUUCCUGCCACCACGGAGGAUACUACAACUGUCAAGAUAAAUUCAAGCCCCAGAGCUUGCCGGAUCACAAGUGGGAAAUGUGCAGCUCCGUGGACAGGAGCUCCUGGGGCUAUCGUCGCAACAUGGUGGUGUCUGAAGUUGCAACCGAGUGUGAGAUCAUUUCGGAACUGGUUCAGACAGUAAGCUUGGGAGGCAACUACCUUCUCAACAUCGGGCCCACUAAAGACGGACUGAUUGUUCCCAUCUUCCAAGAAAGGCUUCUUGCUGUUGGGAAGUGGCUGAGCAUCAAUGGGGAGGCCAUCUAUUCCUCUAAGCCCUGGAGGGUGCAACUGGAGAAGAACACGACAUCUGUGUGGUAUACCUCAAGAGGAACAACUGUCUAUGCCAUUUUCCUGCACUGGCCAGAAAAUGGAGUCUUAAGCCUAGUAUCCCCCAUAACUACCUCGACUACACAGAUAACGAUGCUGGGGAUCCAGAAAGAUCUGAAAUGGUCUACAAAUCCAGAAGGCGGUCUGCUUAUUUAUCUGCCCAACGUACCACUCCUUACCCUCCCAAUUGACUUCGGCUGGACCAUAAAACUGACAGGAGUGGAGUGACCACAGGAGCCCAGGCAGAACUGUCUUCUCUUUGCUGCUUUGAUCUUCCUCUUGUAGCACCAUCGUUGUAAUAAACUACUUCUCUACUCAGAGCUGGCUUUGCCAACACAUUUUAAUCAAAGGAACUGAGUGCCUGUACUGAUGUCUCAGUGGAUCAGAGAUCUGAGACCCCUGGCUAGCAAAUCCCUCUCUGAUCAGCAGAAGGGACUAACCAGUUAAGCUCUGAGCCCAUCCUUCUAUUCCUAACUCGGGGAAAUUCUCUACCCUGGAAACUUCCCUCCAUUCUUCUUUUGAAACCUGUUUCCUUACUCAGUGACUUCAGAUAAAAAAUAAGCCCGUCAGUCACCCUGUUGCCUGUGGAAGGAGGUGAGAAUGGUUUAGCGAGCUCAACCACAUGCUGUUUUCUUAGCAUCUUUUGUCACCCGCACCCCCUUGUAGAGGUGGAGAGCCUGGAAGGGAAGGAAGAGGCUUGCUAGGCUGCUGGUGGUCAGCCCUUUGGAAGUUUCCAAAGCAAACGAGGGGCUCAGAAGUCCAGUCUGUUUACAGUGAUAUUAUGAAGGAAAUGAAUGUGAUUCUGCCCUGCUUUUUAAAAUAUGAUCAAAUAAAUAAAUUUUUAUGUCAAAUCAUUUCUACCACAAA